AUGGUGGCUCUAUCGGUGGGAUUGAGGACGAGUGCCCCUGGUGGUGCGGCCGGGGGGCUAGAUUGGGGGGCGAGGGCGUUGUCGAAGGGGGGGAUCGUCGGGUCAGGAGACGUCGAUGCCGCCGGUGCUGCCUGGAACGGCUCUGCAGAGGGCUGGAUGGGGAUGGCGGGAGGGGACGGGGGAGGAGGAGGAGCCGUGAGCGUGUUGGCGCUAGCCAGCGGGAGCUUUCUGGACCGUGGUCCGUUGCGGGUGCUGAAUACUACAAUGGAGGUGCCGCCGACGGUUUUCUUGGAGGGGGUCAAGGGGCGCGACGAGACAUCAUCGCCGAAUGCUGCCCGAACGCAGCAGCAACCGCUUAUACCGCUGCCGCUACAGGUUUACUUCUUGCGAACCAUGGCGGUCCUUAUCCAGGCAGGCCCAGGGGGUGGCUUGGAUGUUCCAGCUGUCAAGGCCGUCCUGCAUGCGCAGGGGUUGGAACGGGACAAGGGUCUGAAGGACAGGAGUAAACCUAGGCGGCUGGCGUCUCUACCGGGGCACACGGAUGACCUCCUCAGGCACACCACGGGAGAGUCCGCGGGGUUCCCAUCCGGACACCUGAUGCCAUAUCGGCUCGUUGCGGGACCCCUGCUGAGGCUCUCGACGGCCGAGGGGGGUGGCGCUGCGGCUGGCUUGGGGGGUGUCUCCCACGAGGAACGUAGGCGCUUCUUGGUCCUGUACGAGAUAGUGGCUACGGAGGGAUCGGACCGACCGCCACCACCUAACAGAGACGCGGCGUUGCGGGAGACAUCGCGGACGGUGUGUGGCCUGGUGACGCCUGCGGGAUACGGAGAGGCCCACGGCAGAUACGAGAACGAAGCACAGCUGAGCCAUCUCUUCCCGGCUACGGAUGGCUGCUUCGUGUCCACGUCCGCGAACGCCGGAGCCGAGCCCUCGGCUUUGCUGGUGGAGGGAGGUGGCUAUCUGGCGGCGGUGUACUCGAUACCCGACAUGCAGAUGCUGGGUCGGAAGGCCCUCUCCCUGCCGGUAACCAGGGUGAUUGCCACGCCAGAGUGCUUGGGUCCGCAGCGGGGCAAGGUGUUGUACGUCGUUCGAUCCCCACACACCCCGUCUGGCUUUCUGGAGACCAUGGUGUACAGCGACCGCGGAGGACUUCAGUGCCCGGAACCCCUCCUCCCGGUGGUCUCACAAGGUGAAGGAGGCGGUGUCGCCCCGGGGUGGGCAGGAGGUCGGCCGUACGCUAACGCUCAUCUCGUGCUGGAGCCCUCUGAAAGAGUUGUCGACGCGAAGUUCCAGCAGCUCACGACCGUGACGGAGCUCGCGACUUGGGGUUACAGGCGAGGCGGGCAAGAAACCACCACCACCAGCUCCACCCCCCAGCCCGCCGCCCCGAUGCUCGCGGUCCUCACGACGCGGCGCGUGCUGAUGCUCUCGGCCGCCCGCCUCACCACCGUCGCGGAGGCCUGGGGUCACCCCCCCGACAGCCGCUCCGCCCUGGGCGCCUCCGGCGGGCUGUCCGUGUCCGCGGUGUCGGUGGCGUGGGCGGGGUCUAGUGUUGUCUGUACCCUGGAGGACGGCAGGAUUGUCUACCUCAACCCGGGAGAUGGCGUCAAAAACGCCUUCCAGCAAAAUGAACAUCAACAUCAAGAGCCCGACAUCCCCGGCGGGGGCUCUCUUGGCUCCGGCCCCUGGCGACCGCUGUGCUCCAUGGACCGCCGGCUGUGCGCGGGAGGCAUUGGUAUCGCGGCCUGUCUGCCUGACCGGUUGUGUCUGGUGGUUCGGGGAGGCGCCGGGGGCGGCAUUUCUCAUCUUAUCACGAGGCCGUUUUUCCCGUUAGAGCCCCUCGUGGCGGGCGUGCUAGCCGCCGCCUCAGCCGGAUCUUCGCCGCCGCCGCUCCCAUUCCCACUCCCACUCUUCUCUCCGGGAAGCGGCAGCGACGGCAGCGACGGCGGGGGCGACGUGGAGCGAUUGUUGGAUGACGGCACCCUCCAAGUGCUGAGAAGGAUUGUGGCGCGGUACGCCCCCCCCAGAUCACGCCUUCCCCGGGGCACAAACCCCGGGGAUGGGCCGGGUCUCGGAGCGGGCGCCACCUGCUCGGCGUUCCGCGUCCUCAGUCGCUACGGGCUGCACGUGUUGGCGGCGGAGGUUGCCGGGGUGAGCAGCAGCAGCAGCGGCGGGGAGGCGACGGAGACUCGGUCAUCGGAUGUGUUCAUGCGAAGGCGGCCCUGGAUCUCCCCCCUAGAGCGGAGCCACUGUGCCGCGUCGCUGGAGCUUCCUUUGACGGCCAUGAUCGAGGGGAUCGGGGAUGACCCAGCGUUAGUCGACACUUCGACCGACCCGGACGCCAUGACCUCGGCCGUUCUCCCUGCCGUCGGCAGCAGGCUUUCUCGGAUGGCACUCUCCCUCGGCGAGCAAAGCGCUCGUCUCGGCCUCCACGAGGCAGCCGCACGUCUCUUCGACAUCUCCGGAGAAGAUGCCCGACUCUCCGGCUAUCUCAACGGUCAUGUCAACGGUCACACAUCCCAGAGCGGGUCCCUAAACGAAGCAGCGCAAGCCGCCCCGGACGGGAUCGAAACCCAGCCUGAGGCUGCUGCUGAAGUUGAGGUCGCCGCAGCCGAUCAGCUGAGGGCGUUGACGGCUGCCAGGGAGGCUGGAGGGGGGAGGGGGGUCGGGAAGGCUACGGGGGAGGUAUCGGCGCAGGCCGCAGGGCUGUUCCGGCGCACGUCGCUGUUGGCUGGGGUUGUGCGGUUCCCUCAGGCAUCCUCAUCCUCAGGGGGUCUCAAGGGGAAAGCCCUCGAGGCGGCGGGGGGAGGGGCGAAGUGGGACGUCAUCAUGGAAGAGGCGAAGCCGGCAGGGGGGCUGAGUUUCGGCGGCGGAGGGCGUGUCGGGGAGGGGCCUCCGUCUUCCAGUCUGCGGCCCCUCGCCCUGCACUGUGCGGAGCAGUGGUCGGGCAGGGUCCGGCCGGAGUGCCUAGAGGUAUCUACAUACGAUGUGGUCCUUCAAGUCGUGCAGCCUCCGCAAGCUCUUAUUGCUGGGAAAUGACUUGUUUAGUGUCUGUGCGGACGGGUUUAGGUGUAGUUUCACGGCAACGAAGUGCGAAGUCGAAGUUGAGGAUGCGAGAACGCAUUUUCCCCAAGAAUUUCUCGUACUUCUCGUCAAGGCCUGCCUUCCCUUGUUCUCAUUCUGGGAACCUAAAGGGCAUCUGCUAUACCCCCUCCCCCCUCCUCUGAGCCUGGUCCGGUGAGAACCCGGCGUGCUCCGUCCCGGCUUUGUAGGGAUGCGAGGU
This is a messenger RNA of Ectocarpus siliculosus, 3283 nucleotides long. The record is from the annotation of a GenBank genome assembly. NCBI's taxonomy places the organism in Eukaryota, Phaeophyceae, Ectocarpales, Ectocarpaceae.